Molecule: messenger RNA, 1000 nt
Organism: Perkinsus marinus ATCC 50983
Lineage: Eukaryota; Perkinsozoa; Perkinsida; Perkinsidae
Exons: 8
Coding region: 27-941 (304 amino acids)
Source: RefSeq, a predicted model, not a curated record
CUAGGCCUUGUUGUACUUCAUAUCACAUGAGCGAGAGCCCCACAGCUCUGGACCAGGCCUGGGACUCUCUCAUACUUGUGGCCACCCUAUACGUGGACAACCCCCAUUCAUUCUUACUCGAGAUCUACAAAACCUUCGCCGAUCACUUGAAGGAUGGUUGUUGGUCAUCUCGGCAAAAUCGGGUGUUCGAAUAUAUUUCUCAAGGCUUCACCGUCAUGCACGAUCGAUAUGAUACUGGUGGAGAUCGGCGGCAGCGAACACAAAUAGUGGAGGAUCUUCUAUAUGACCUUGCUCUUGUGAAUACCGGCAUGAGAGAGAAGGAACAAGCUAAGAGGAGAAGGAAACGAGCGGUGGCACGAGCAGAACAGGGGCAAGAAACUAGCCAGGCGUCUGACGCAUAUCGAGAUAUCCAUCGAAGGCACCCCUUGCUGCAUGGGCCCAGUACUGGUCGCAAGGUGUCUGCUUCCUUUGAUAGUGAUGAUGAUGAUGAGGAGGAAGCAGCGGGGGAAGGAGAGGGCACGGAAGAGACAGACGAUAGUGAUGAUCAGAGACACCACAGCAGACUUACUUCUCCCGCUCCGAGAGAAUCUAACCAUGAAGCUGCUCGAUUCAGAGAACCAGAGACAGCUGCUCUAGGCGCUCCUGGUCGAGAUCACGGGCCUUGUGAUGAGCGCGGGACAGCAUCGCGGGAGGCAGACGCUACACCGGGAGAGCUCAGAAAUAUGCCUGACUGGAUGCCAACACCUCAACAUCAGAUCAAAUGGACGGAGGAGGAACAAGAAUCUUUGGAGCGAGGGAUGAAAAAGUAUGCAGGAUAUCGGAAACGGUGGCAGUUGAUGCUCGCGGAUCCUGAGUUGAAGUUUGCACCGCAUCGAACGAAGGAGCAAUUACGAGAUCGACAUAGACGCGAGGAGAAGCGCAAGGAAUUGCACUCGGAAUGAUGCUGUCGAUGAAUCCUUUGCAAGAAUUUUCCCUCCCAUGCCUGUAAACAGAAAGCUGC